Molecule: messenger RNA, 717 nt
Organism: Sphaerulina musiva SO2202
Lineage: Eukaryota; Fungi; Ascomycota; Dothideomycetes; Mycosphaerellales; Mycosphaerellaceae
Exons: 3
Coding region: 70-486 (138 amino acids)
Source: RefSeq, a predicted model, not a curated record
UCUCACCAAAUCUCUCUUCACCACCACCACCCACGAACAACAUUCCAAAAGAUCACUGUCACCGUCAGUAUGCCUGUGACUUGGGACGACGCAAAAGAGAGGCAGCUGCUGCUCCUCGUCCUGCACUUUACUCAGCCGCCAUCUCCACCAUGGGCUGAGGUCGCCGAAGGAAUGGGCGAAGGCUGCUCCGAGGAGGCCUGCAAGCAGAAGCUCAAGAAACUCAAAGUGGCGGCCAAACAGCAAUUCGGCGAGCCUUCCGCUGUCGGCAACAGCACUCCCAAGCCCAAGACUCCAGCCAAGCGCGGUGGUAGGAAGCCUGCUGGUGGAACUCCCCUCAAGUCUACUGGAAAGCGCAAGGCGAAGAAGAGUUUCAGUGAGGAGGAAGAAGAGGAAGAGGAAGAGGAAGAGGGUUCCUCUAGUAAGGAGACUCCUCAAGCGAAGAAGUUGAAGCUCGAGGCUGAGGACGGUGCCGACAGCGAGGACUAGGUGCACCGCUACGUCUUUCUCCUUCGUCGGGCGCGAAUGCUGCAGAAUAUGUAUUGUGGAGGUGGCUACUGAAUUCGCAUUAUACCCAAUUGCACUGCUAGGGUAUAACUAUCUGAGCUUUACACUUGGGACGGAGACGAGUGUGAAGAGUUGCGAUGUUCAGGACGUUGCAUUUCCCAGAUGCUCGAUCGUAGAGGAGGAGAUCCACGUUCGAUAGACUGAAAUACCUAA